AUGCUGAGGAUCCGCCACAAACAAUACGCAGGCACCCUCCGCUGGAUUGUUCCUGGGCCUCAGGGGAGGGUGGCGGUGUCCACAUCACCGCUGGGAGCCAGCGACUUUGUACACCGUCCCCUCCCCGAAGGUACGUGUCAAGCUCGUCGGAGGGUGUCUGUGUACAUAUUUUCGUGGCGUAGAGUAGCAGGGCGUGGUGUCGUCAUCAUCGCCGUCCGUGCGUUCUUCCUCUUCCGCAGCGGCUCGAGCGCCUGGGCGCUCGCCGCCGUGCGGCGCGGCAGCCUGCAGGUAGGUCGUGGUGCGGCGGCCGCCCCAGUCGUCGCAGGUGCGCGCGGCGCCCGCCUCCUGCCGCCAAGCAGCGGCCAGCCGUGCUGCCUGGCAGGCGCCGCGCGCAUCGCGCCUCGGCGACUGCAGAGGGUGUUGUUACUCCGGGCCACAGCCUUCGGAGUCGCCGAACACCUGGAGAGAUCGCGCAGAGCAUUCAGCUGGCGACCCCCAGCAGCAUGA
Molecule: messenger RNA, 507 nt
Organism: Prorocentrum cordatum
Lineage: Eukaryota; Dinophyceae; Prorocentrales; Prorocentraceae
Source: the annotation of a GenBank genome assembly